AUGAAUUCAUUAAAUUAUAUUGAACAAUUAUAUGAUGAUAUUAAUCAUAUGAAUCGUGUUUGUUGGAAUAAAUCUGAUUUUUUUAAUGAAGUAUUUGGAAAUGUAUCAUAUCGUAUAGUUGUUAUAGUAGAACAUUUAUUAAGAAAGAAUAAUGCAUGGAAAUGGAUUGUUGGAUCAGAUAAAAAAGAUUCAUUUUACAUUCCAGAAAGUAAAAUGAAUUUGUUAUUAAAUGAUGUUGAUGCAGUUGAAAAAAUAAUAACAUUAUUAAAUUCAAAAGGAAUAACUAUAAAACAAUUUAUAUGUCAAUUUGAGUUAAUUAAUCCUGACAAUAAAGAAAUAUUUGAUAUUGAGAUACUUGAAGAUAGUAUGUAUUUAAAAGUAAGUAUAAAUGUUAAAUCAUUUCCUGCACCUAGUUAUGAAUGGAAACAUGAUGGAAAAAUUUUUAAUCCUUCACAUAUUGAUGAUACAGAUAACAAUGUAUUAUGUACUAUUAUUGGUGGACCAAUAACACUUGAAAAAUAUGAAUUAGAAGAGAAAUUUAUCUGUUUUGAUUGUAAAAAAAAACAACUUAUUAUUAAUGAAAAUGAUUUAAAUACAAUUGUUGAUAAGACAAAUAUUACUACUAUUGAUGAAAUUGGAACAAACUAUGAUACAGAUAGUACAAAUAUAAUAUUAGAAGCUUCUGAUAAAGUUGCACUUAUAAUAGCUAAUAGAAAUUAUCAAAUAUUAAAUCUUGGUUUAAGAACACCUUUAUCAGAUGCUGAAACAUUAGCUGAAGAAUUACAAGGAAUGAAUUAUAAAACAGUAGUUUUAGCUGAUCUAAAUUUAGAAGAAAUGAAAAGUAUGAUUAUAUAUUUUACUAAACUUUUAGGUGAUAAUGUUUAUGCUGUUUUUUAUUUUGUUGGUCAUGGAUUUCAAAUAAAUGGUCAAUGUUUUCUUUUACCAAUAAAUAAUGAUAUAGAAUAUUAUUCACCUGAACAUUGUUUACCAAUGAAUUGGAUUCUUAAUAAUUUUAUGUCAUGUAAUCCUGGAAUGCAUGUAAUAUUAUUAGAUAUAUGUAGAUAUGAAGAACCAUCAGAUCCAAUAAAAUUUAUGUAUAAAGCUAAAGAAAUAUAUAAUAUUCAAAAAAUUCCUGUACGCCCAAAUGCAAUAUAUGGUUUUGCUACAUCAACAGGUGGUGGAGCAUAUGAAGUUGUUGGUGAAAAUAAUGGUAUAUUUAUGAAAUAUCUUAAAAGACAUAUUUCAAAAGAUAUACCUGUAAUAUCAAUAUUACAAAAAGUUUUCAGAGAUGUUCAAAAUGAUCCAUUGAUAUCAAAUAUUCAAGUUCCAGAAUUAACAUGUAAUCUUCCACAUCCAAGAAAAUUAACAGAUCCAUUGAUGAUUAAUGGUCAUACAUUAUCAUAUGAAAAUCAUAAUACACUUUGGUGUAAUAUACAUAUGUUUCCUGAUCCAAUAACAAUUAAACCAAAUAAUUUAAAUGUUCUUGUUACUAUUUGGGUUAAUUAUUGUGGACAUUUUACAAAUAAAUGUUAUAUAAAUGUGAAUGUUUGUAAUGAUAGAAAUAUUCAAAAUAACCAAAAAUUUAUGUAUAUUGCAUUUUUAAAAUUUAACAAGCUGCUUAGUAUUUCUAAACCAAGAAAAACAGAAAAUGAAGAAGAAGGUAUAACAAUGUCUUAUUUAGUUUCUGGAUUACAGAAAAUAAAACAAAAUGUAAAAUGUAUAAUGAUAUUAGAAAAAUAUCAUGAUGAUGAAAGUACAAAUAAUGAUACAAGAGAAAUUUUUAGUAAAGAAAUUGAUUUAGGAUGUAUUUUAAUUACUAAAAUUACAUAA
Messenger RNA from Strongyloides ratti, 1830 nucleotides. RefSeq names its product Mucosa-associated lymphoid tissue lymphoma translocation protein 1. The transcript is spliced from 6 exons. NCBI's taxonomy places the organism in Eukaryota, Metazoa, Nematoda, Chromadorea, Rhabditida, Strongyloididae. Gene Ontology annotation, biological process: proteolysis. The record is from RefSeq and is a predicted model, not a curated record. Gene Ontology annotation, molecular function: cysteine-type endopeptidase activity. Bases 1 to 1830 code for a protein of 609 amino acids.